UCCAAAUUUUUUGAAAUGAUAACCAAUUUUUGUUGUGCACCUAUUUUUUUGCCGACGUUUUGCACCUAAUUAUGAUUCAAAUAUAUAAAAUCUAUAUACUAAAACUCGGGUGUUUUUGUCAUUCAUAAACUCACACGAUAUUAGUUUGGACCUCUUUGUCUAGGUGUUGGCGCGUUGCCAAUGUUAUGUUGAUAAAAUGAUACUAUUUGAUAGUUAUAUCAAACCGGAACUAAAUUAAACCGAGCUAAUUGGGUACAUCUACCCUAACAUGAUACAUGGAUCGGGAUCAUUUCCAUCAAAGAUUUAUAUUUUUAUUAAUAUAAGUCAUUAAGAAAUUAUAUCUAGGCAUAAAUUUCCAUUCUUUUUGAUAAUUAUUGAGAUCAAAUCCAGUUGCCAUCAUGAGUGAUCCAGAGUUUCUGUAUAAAGGGCCAUAACUAAAGCACGUUAAUCAUUUUCAUUAUAUUGUCGUGACCCGUAAAUUACAAAAUCAUGACAAAUACAUAUAAUGAAUCAAAAACUUUAAUCCAAGUUAUAAGGAUUGUCUUGUCGACAUAGUGCAAACUGCAAACCAAUCACAAGACACACACAACACAAUUGAUAAUGGUCUUUAAUCUUUAUAUAUAUAUCAGAAUAAAACCAAUGGUAUAAAACUAAUAACUUUACUUUUAUUGAUCGAGAUCGAAAGUUCCGAGAGGAAACAAUCUAGAAGAAAUGGUUUGGUAAUGCGAGAUUGGACCUGCAAAGAUUGGACCUGUCUUUGGAUACAAUCUAAAGAAAUGGUUUGGUAAUGCGAGACCGACAAGCUUUGCCGGUGAAAAAUAAAAAAAAUCCAUACGAGACACACAAAAUUACAAAUAUGUAAGAUAUAUCGUAGUGGAUUUUUUUUUAAGAUUUCGUGGUGGUUAUAAUGACACCUAAAUGAUGAUGAAGGCCGCAAAAUUUUGCCGACGUAUAUUAUUAUUAGAGUGACUAAAAUUUUCGCAAGUUAGUACCAAGACGAAGCAUUUAGAUUUUAAAUUUCAACCAGGUUUAAUUGCUCGGUUUGUUCCGGUUUCUGUUGAUCCACAUAUGAGACUCAUUCAGUGGUGAUAGCGCAAACAAUUCAAACGAUAAUUAGGUUCUAGAUACCAAGAAAGUAUGGACUAAUAUUAUGCAAUCAAUUCGGACUGACCAACAAGGUAUCAAAGAUCAACUACUAUGAUCGCUAAAUAUCGGUAUUUUGGUUUGAAAACAUAGGGGAACCGCAUAUCUAUCUGAUUGUCAUGUAGGCCGAAAAACAGAAGCAUAAUAUAAGAAAUUUGAAGGAAGUUGUAAUGCUUUAUUCUAUUUCUACAGACAUUCUAAUUUCUAAGUGGGAAUUUCAUGGCAUAGGAUUCCAAGAAAUGACAUUUUAACCAGAGAAUCUUACCUGGUUUCUUCAAGCUAAGUAAUCAUUACGAUUCUCCAAGGAGAGUACCAACUAGAUUUGACAAAAUUGUUGUAUUGUGCUUGUUACACAUAUAAUAUAUAUAUAUAUAUACAUAUAUGAUCCUAUAUGAAAACAAUUAGCUAAUUCUCUACCUAAGAAAUAUGAGAAGACAUGAUAUCAUCAUCAAGCUUCUCCUUCUCAUCUGCUUCUUUCUCAGCAGAAACAUGACUCGGGAAUGCCGAGAAGUCCAUUUCAAGAUUGGACCUGCAAAGAUCAUCGCAAAACCGAAUUACGAAAGAGUGAUGCCAACUUGGGUAAGGAUCGGAGAUCAAAUUUUGCAUAUACCCAUUACAAAACAGAGAGAGCAUAAUAACAACAUCUUUCUUAUGGGAUUAGGUCGAAGAAAAAAAGUGGCAUAAGCACCCAUCCGGACCGAACCCAACAGGAAAUCGUCACCCACCGGUCAAACCCUGAGUCGAUAAUGCUGCAACCGAAAGAAUCUUACAAGUCAAUGCAUGAUAUAUCUUUAAAAUGAUGUACUAAUAAGGAGUGAAGCAGCCUAUAAGAUGGAGAGUACUAAAAAGUGAUAGAUCCAAUGUUUGUGAAACAUAUGUACGCUGAUAAACUAUGUCAAUUCGAUGUAAUCUAUAUAUAAUAGCAAUC
This is a messenger RNA of Arabidopsis lyrata subsp. lyrata, 2071 nucleotides long. Its product is annotated as CLAVATA3/ESR (CLE)-related protein 46. Bases 1570 to 1827 code for a protein of 85 amino acids. NCBI's taxonomy places the organism in Eukaryota, Viridiplantae, Streptophyta, Magnoliopsida, Brassicales, Brassicaceae. The record is from RefSeq and is a predicted model, not a curated record. The transcript has 2 exons.